CGAGUGUCCCGGGGCGCCGCCGCUCCGCCCUUCGGCAGCGCCCGGAUCGCUCCGUGCGCCGCUCCCGGGACACUCGCGCGGGCGUAGCGGGACGCGGCCGCUCCAUGAGAUAUUGAAGAAGGAUAAAAAGCUCCUCAAAGGUUUGGAAGGUUGAAUGUGAACAGCAUGAAGAGCUUAAAAGCAAAGUUCAGGAAGAGUGACACCAACGAGUGGAAUAAGAAUGAUGAUCGGCUCCUGCUGGCAGUGGAGAAUGGCGAUCCUGAGAAAGUGGCUUCAUUGCUGGGUAAAAAGGGAGCCAGUGCCACCAAGCAAGAUAGUGAGGGCAAAACUGCUUUUCACCUGGCAGCCACAAAAGGACAUGCAGAGUGCCUCAGGAUCAUGGUGACACAUGGUGCAGAUGUGACAGCCCAGGAUGGUGCAGGACACAGUGCUUUACAUCUUGCAGCAAAGAACAGCCACCCUGAUUGCAUUAAGAGAUUACUUCAGAGUAAAUGUCCAGCAGACAGCACUGACAAUUCUGGGAAAACAGCAUUGCAUUAUGCAGCUGCAAUUGGAUGUCUUCAGGCAGUUCAACUCCUGUGUGAACACAAAUGUCCCAUUAAUGUCAAAGAUUUGGAUGGGAACAUACCUCUGCUGCUUGCAGUGCAAAGUGGACAUACAGAAGUCUGCAAAUACCUUCUGGAUCGUGGAGCAGACAUCAACACCAGGGAUAAAAAUGGAAGGUACAGCAGGUUAACAUGUUAAUUCUUCCUCAAGGCUGACUGUCAAAUGAAGCUUUUCUCCUCAAAUUCUUCUCAAAAUAGUUGAUGUUAGGUGAAAUAAUGCUUUCUGUACUAGACAUCCUGAUUGUUGAGAAGGAUUGCAAAAUUCUGCCUAAAGGGAAAGAAGAAACAGAAACUAUGCAACUGUGAGCUAAUGUGCCUGUAAGAUUUCCCUUGGGCUACCAGAGCAGUAUAUCCCAUUUUUAAGUGAUUCCUACACAAAAAUGAUUGAUAGCACUUACCCACACAUCACUGUCUAAGUGUCCCAAUUUGAAGUGCUGCUUUCUUCUUGAGAUGAGUUAGUAACUGUUUCUUGGGAGCAAAAUCUUUGGAGGGCUCUUUCUUCCACCAUAAUGCAGCCACAACAACCAGAGAAAAGUACAGUAAAGCUUUAUAGUGGAGAUGCUGUUUUAGGAAGUGCCAAUUAGAGAUUUUUUGCAUUAAUAGGUAGUGCAUGUAUCAGAAAACUGUUCUUAAAAAGCAACAUCCUUGUAGUGAAAAAUGCACUUGUUUUAAUGAUAGUGACAAAGAUCAAGAGUCUGUGAAAAUUAUGGACUGUUACAUAAAGAGUUCCUUAAACUGUGAAGGUAAGGAAGGAUACUGAGAAGACUUGGCACCUACACUUCAUAGCAAUGUUGAUAUUACAGAUGAUACAAUGCUGAUAUUGUUCUCUGGUAGCACCUGCGAGGAUAAGACUGGGCCCUAACUUGUUUUUUAUCAGUCCAAAGUUCAUUAGUGCACUCUUUUUUUUCAGCUGUCUAAAGAAAACUGCCUUCUUUGUUUGUUUGUGUGACUUCCUCAGUGCUUUGAACCUGAGGUGCUGCACACUCUGGGACCUCCUCCUUCUCCUCACUUUCUUACUAUUUAAUCAGCAGACAGUGUUAAGACUUCCUUCUUGAAUUGGAUGAGUUUCUGUCAUAGAUAGGACUCACAUUAUUGUAUUUUCUUUUUUAAGAAAGUAUUGUGUGUAGAAGUAAGAAAAUUGUAUAAUGUGGAAUAUGCUGGUUUACUUCUUGCUUUCAUCGUGGUAAGGGGAGUGGGUACUCCUGCAUCUCACAGUCACAAAGGGGGUUAAGAUUUUACUGAAACAGGAGAAGCCUUAUUGGGAGAAGAAGGGGAUAGCCUUUGAAAACAGCAUCUCCAGAUUUCCAUCUUGUCCAGGCUAAGUGAAUCAUUUUUGUAACCUAAAACCUUCCCUGUGACUCUGGAGGUGUUAUCCAAAUUGCUACUCAGCACUACCUUUUAACACAGCACUGCAGCAGCCAUCACCUCUCCAGGGCUCUCCCAUUGCAGGGAGUAUGUUUAACUCAUCAGUGAAACAUUUGUCUUAAUGUUUAGCAAAUAUUAUCACUGUAGUAACUUUUCAACUUCAAAUCUGCACUGAGGAAUAUGUUUGGCAGUAAACUUGGCCAACCUAUUAGGCAUGUUUUCAUGUUGAGAAAGGAGAAUUAUGCCCAAGCAGGAAGGCACUAUUAGAGCACACUUGAAAAGUGAGGGAGUUUGUGUGGUUUUAAUUACUCUGUACAUUUCUUAUGACCUCUUCAAGUAAUUGAGAAAAGCAGAUACAACAUGUUAGGAAAAGACUCCUUCUGCAUGCUACCCUUACUCUAGAGUCUGGCAUUGUGCAGCUACCCUGUGUUGGAAAGGGAAUGGUUUGUGCUCUAAUGGACUUCUUGUGGGUUUUUUUUCUUUUUUUCUGUUUUCCUUUUUUUUUAAGCUGACUGUAGUACAGGGUUUCAGGUCAAACCCAUCUCUUGGA
Empidonax traillii (willow flycatcher) is the source of this 2520-nucleotide messenger RNA. It is a transcript of the gene RAI14, whose product is annotated as retinoic acid induced 14. The record is from RefSeq and is a predicted model, not a curated record. Gene Ontology annotation, molecular function: actin binding. NCBI's taxonomy places the organism in Eukaryota, Metazoa, Chordata, Aves, Passeriformes, Tyrannidae. The transcript is spliced from 8 exons. The coding region runs from base 166 to 744 and encodes 192 amino acids.